Molecule: messenger RNA, 1822 nt
Organism: Ascoidea rubescens DSM 1968
Lineage: Eukaryota; Fungi; Ascomycota; Saccharomycetes; Ascoideales; Ascoideaceae
Gene: AFG1
Product: Afg1p
Exons: 1
Coding region: 97-1692 (531 amino acids)
Biological process (GO): protein quality control for misfolded or incompletely synthesized proteins
Cellular component (GO): mitochondrion; cytoplasm
Molecular function (GO): ATP binding; ATP hydrolysis activity
Source: RefSeq, a predicted model, not a curated record
UUUGUUUAAUGGUGCUCUUAUAGUGUCUACAAACUACUAAUUUUAACCCAAAGAUCGCAAACAAAAAAAACAGAAACAGAAAUUGUUUUAAUAGCCAUGUUCAGGUCUUCCUUUCUUUCUUUCGGUUCUGCUGCUUCUCUUCCUGCUUCCCAGUUCACCUUGACUUCCAAGUCAUGUUCGAUCAAAGUUGUUCUUCGCCGCAACUCCUCCAUCGCGGAUCAUAUUUUACCCCAGAAAAUCCUACCCUCUGAUUCCGUAGCUGAUUUUGUUGACAAACAUGCUCCUUCUCUAACUAAGGAUGCUUCAAAGAAUCCACUAUCUGAGUAUGACAGGUUAGUCAAAAUAGGCAGAUUAAAAAAUGAUGAGUACCAGCGAGAGAUUAUAUCAAAUUUAUCCAGUUUGCAUUCUUCUUUAAUCAACUACACUCCACCAAAGAUCAAUAUUCCUGAUAUAUCUGUCAGAAAUAGUAAAUUCAAUUUUAAACUAAAAAAUCCCUUUAGUUUUUUACUAAAAAAUAAAAAUUCAGAUAACCAAAAUGUUACCUCUCAAGAUCAGUCAAAUAUUCCCCCAGGUAUUUAUCUUUAUGGUGACGUAGGAUGUGGAAAAACAAUGUUAAUGGACUUAUUUUAUUCUACGAUUCCAAUCCAUUUAUCCAAAAAGAGAAUUCAUUUCCAUCAGUUUAUGCAAAAUUUACACAAAAGAUCCCACCAAAUAAUAAAGAAACAUGGUUCCAAUGAUUUUGAUACCAUUCCAAUACUAUCUGCCGAAAUAGCUCAAUCUGCUACUGUCUUAUGUUUUGAUGAAUUUCAGGUCACUGACGUAGCUGAUGCAAUGUUAUUAAGAAGAGUCCUACUAAGAACUCUUCGUCCUGACCAUGGUCUCAUUCUUUUUGCCACUUCAAACAGAGCUCCCGAUGAUUUAUAUAUCAAUGGAAUCCAAAGACAAUCUUUUAUCCCCUGCAUCAAAUUAAUCAAAAACAGAACUUCUGUCAUAUAUUUGAACUCUCCAACUGAUUACAGAAAGAUUCCAAGACCGGUAUCAAACGUCUAUUGGUAUCCCAAACCGGGUGUUUCUUACGAAUCUUCAGCUGCUAAGGGUCAAGCUCAAAAACAUGUCGAUGAAUGGUAUGACUAUUUCACUCAGGGCCAUCCUCCAGAACAUAACGUUGAAUUAACUAUUUGGGGUAGAAAAUUAAUUGUUCCAAAAUCAAGUCCUCCAAAUGUUGCUCAAUUCACUUUUGAAGAAUUAUGUGCUAGACCCUUAUCUGCAGGUGAUUAUCUAACUUUAGCUCAAAAUUUCACUUCCUUUAUCAUCACUGAUAUUCCAUAUUUAUCCAUUGAUGUAAGAGAUAAAGUUAGAAGAUUCAUUACUUUCUUAGACGCAGUGUAUGAUAACAAUGGAAGAAUAGCUGUUACUGCUGUUGCUCCUUUUGAUGACUUAUUCGUUGAACCCGAAUUGGUCGAUUCUUACGGUUUUAAAUUGAAAAAAUCGGAAAUUGAAGCCAAAGAAGAAACUUUAGAUGAAGAUUUAGAUAACGAUAUAUUAGUUAAAAAACACGGUUUUGAUAAAAAAAUUGCUAAAAAAGCUGCUUUUUUUGCUGUCGAUGAAGAAAGAUUUGCUUUUGCAAGAGCUUUAAGUCGUUUACAUCAAAUGAGUACAACUGACUGGGUUGAAAAAGAAAGAGUUCACUAACUAUCAUAAUAAAUCAUUUUUCAAUUCGGUUUCAAUUCAAAUUUUAUCUUAAAAUAAUGUAUCUCAAAUAAAGAUAUCCUAAUUUAAUUCAAUUUAAUUUAAAUUAUAAAUUUAUUACCCAAUAUUUAAC